UUAUAAGUUUUUAUUUUUUAUACCAUGUGUAUAUGAAAUAUAUCAAGAUGCAAUGGAGAGGAAACAAAUAUUAAGCUCAGAUGACUCCAUUGAAUUUUUAAAAAAUAUUUCAAAAAAAUUUACGAAAGAGGUGUUAUGUGAUAUAUUAAAAAAUUAUUCUAAAACUGAGAAUGUGCAGUUCCUAGGUAUAAAUCAAGGAACGAAUAAUUUUAAAAAAGGCGAUUCAUACUUAUCGAGUUUAAAUCGUUUUACUGUAGUCGGUACCAUUAAUGAAUCCAGCAAAGGCCGAAGGCUGGAAGUACCAGUUGUGGUAAAGUCAAUACCUACAAAUAUUGCGAGGAAAAAAACAUUUCGAUCUAGUGAAUUUUUUGAAAACGAAAUUAGCUUCUAUACAAAGGUUUGGCCAAGAUUGCUGCAAUUCCAAAAAGAAAAAAAUGCUGUAAUAUUUAAUAAUAUUCCGAGAUGUCUAGCAGCUGUUUGUGAUGGGGACAACGAUAUUCUUAUAUUACAAGAUCUUUCAAUUGAAAAUUUCAAAACGUUAGGACGGGAAUUUCGAAAUAAUUUAGAACAUUCUUUACUAGUAAUACGAAUGUUAGCAUCGUUUCAUGCUCUAUCCUUUGCAUUUAAAGAUCAACAUCCUGACGAAUAUAAAAAUAUUACAAUUCAUUUAAAGGAAACGUUUUUCGGAGAACAGUAUCGUAAUUGGUAUAAUAAUUAUUUAAAAAAAUUACUUGAUGUUUGGGUUGAUGCAUUGGAAAAAGAAGUGCCUGGCUCCGUUUAUGAGAAAAAAUUUAAGGAUCUUAUUGCUAACGAUUUUUAUGGGCAACUUAUAAGCUUAGUCGAAGAUAAAGGCAAAAAUGCAGUUGUUAGCCAAGGUGAUACUUGGUUACCAAAUUUCAUGUUCCAAUAUGUUGACAAUAAACCAAAAUCAGCAUUUCUGGUCGAUUUUCAACUUUCCAGAAAUAGUUCAUUUGCAUUAGAUUUGUCAUUUUACAUAUUUUCCUGUGUUGAUCCUUUAAUUAGACGUGAACAUUGGGAUUACAUUCUUACCGAAUAUCAUAAAACAAUGACUUCGUGUUUAGAAAAAUUAGGAACCAAUCCCGGAUUAACUUAUUCUGAUAUAAAAAAUGAAUUUAUUAAAUAUGGUAAGUUUGGUUUGGGUAUGUGUUUAGAAACUGCAAUUUUUUCAGUAAUGCCUGACGAAGAAACAGCUGAUUUGGAAACUAUAGAGGGUGAUGCUGCGGUGGAUAUUGCAAAUGUGUGGAUUGUAAAUAAAAUUCCUCGUCAAAAAGAUCGAACAGUUUUAGUAGAUAUAAUCAAGGAUCAAGUAGAUCUUGGUUUUAUAUGAAUAGAAAUUGCUUCAAUAUUAUAAAACGGAUCUACAAAUAUAAUAGCAGUUGAACAUCUCUUAUUUAAAAGUUAUAAGGGGUUGAACAUAUAUAAUCUUACAAAUAUUACUUUUCUAAUCCGAACUAUACUAAAA
Chrysoperla carnea is the source of this 1483-nucleotide messenger RNA. RefSeq lists its product as uncharacterized. Lineage: Eukaryota; Metazoa; Arthropoda; Insecta; Neuroptera; Chrysopidae. The record is from RefSeq and is a predicted model, not a curated record. Bases 53 to 1348 code for a protein of 431 amino acids. The transcript has 9 exons.